Messenger RNA from Xenopus laevis (African clawed frog), 4357 nucleotides. RefSeq names its product zinc finger protein 804A L homeolog (gene znf804a.L). Gene Ontology annotation, cellular component: nucleus. The transcript has 4 exons. The record is from RefSeq and is a predicted model, not a curated record. Bases 347 to 3736 code for a protein of 1129 amino acids. NCBI's taxonomy places the organism in Eukaryota, Metazoa, Chordata, Amphibia, Anura, Pipidae.
AUAAGAGCGGCGUGCGACAGAAGCGCCAUCCUGACAGGAAUCACUCGCAGCCCAGGCGCCUCCCUCCCAUUGGCUCAAUCAGUGCAAUGGACCGACACGGCGCUCCAGUAUAAUAACUGUGAGGCUGUUGGCAGGAGCGGAGGCGGCGGCGGCAUCAGCAAGUAAAGGGAGAAGGGAAACUGCUCACACGCAGUCGCUGAUGAAGAGCCCAGAAAGCAGCGGCAAAGCCCAGAAUCCCACCUCCCUCGUUCGCUCGCACUCCCUGAAGAAGCGCUAAGUUCAUUUGUGGCAGCGGAGAGAUCACAUUCCUCCUCGCGUUGUGCCUGACAUCCCUUCAUCACUUUCCAUGGAGUGCUACUACAUUGUCAUCAGCUCUUCCCACCUCAGCAACGGCCACUUCAGGAACAUCAAAGGAGUUUUCAGGGGGCCGCUCACUCACUCCGGGACUCUGGCCUGUGCAGAAAAGGAAACUACGAGAUCAAAAACACUCAAGGAUCUCAAAGCCAACUUCUAUUGUGACCUUUGUGACAAGCAAUACCACAAGCAUCAGGAAUUUGACAACCACAUAAAUUCAUAUGAUCAUGCGCACAAACAGAGACUUAAGGAGCUAAAACAGAGGGAAUUUGCACGAAACGUGGCAUCAAAAUUGCGGAAAGAUGAGAGAAAACAGAAAAAGUAUUUGCACCAGCUGCACAAGGCAGCGAAUCUCAAGAGAGAAGCAACUUGUGCUCCUGGAAGUGGCCCCAUGUUCAAGUCAACAACUGUUAGCGUUCACGACCACACACAUGGAGGUAUUCAAGAUGAGCUUGUCCAUUCAGAAGGUCAUUGUUUUAAAAGCAUCCAUGAAAAGUCAAGUGUAAUGCCUAUUAUUUUGGCAAGUUCUAAAAUUUCAGAAAAUUCCAAGCAACAAUUUAAUUGCCAGACUCAAAAAAGCCAUGGGCACAAAUUUAGUUUUUCUUUUGCUUUUCCUAAAAAGGCACAAAUAAAGCUGGAAUCAUCUGCUGCCAUUUUCUAUGAAUUCAAUGAUGACAUUUCUGCUAAGCGUGGUUUAAAAAGGAGAAGCAGAUUUGUCCCUGAGUCCUUCACUGCUCUGUCGGCUUUGCCAGCUGAUGUCCUCCAAUGCCCAAGCAAAACUCAACAAUCCAUAGCGGUUUCUCUAAAUCAUUCAUUGAACAACAAGCAUAAAGCUGAACAUGCACAUUCUAAACUUCAGUCUGCACUGGCAGCAGAAGUAUUUCUCUUCCCAAGCAGUGACCACCAUUCAACAACGGGUUUAUCAAAACAAACCUCAAACAAAGUAUAUUGCUUGCAGGACCAGAACCUGAAACAGAUGCUUACAUCUGUAGUAAAUGUAUUCCCAGACCCAGAUAUUUGUCAUAUAAAAGUGCCUCAAUAUAGUAAUGUCGCUGGAGCUACAACAACAAUAACUUGUUCUAAACAAACAACAUGUUGUCAAGAAGUUGUUAAGGAUGAGUUUGCUGUCAUAGACAUCAAAUCUGGGACAUCCAACUUAGAAACCACAAUUCAAGAAGCUCAUUGUGAUGAGUCUGCUAUUCCAAACAAAGCACAACAAAAUGAAACCGCUGCAGUUAUUCAAUCUGAACACAAGCAUCAAGAAAAUAAAAAUGUGUCAAAUAUUCUUUUCCCAUCAAGUGAUAACAUGGCUAAUUCAAAUGCACAAAGAAAAGAUGGACCAUUCAAAAGACCAAGUCGUGCUUUUUAUCCUGUGAAAAGUAAAGAUGGUUCAACGGUUCUUCAAUGGCCUUCUGAAAUGUUAAUGCACACAUGCACAGAACCCUCAAUCUCUUACAGCUGCAACCCACUCUACUUUGACUUCAAAGCAUCAAAAAGUGCAGCACCAAAGGGGAACGUACAAAGAACUCAUCCAUGUGAUCAGCUGUGUCCAACUUGGAAAAAUAUUACCAAUAAAAGUUUCAGUACCAAAUUUAACAGAAAUUCUGUUUUACAGGAACCAGAAGGGAAUAUGAAAAAAUAUAAUGUAAUUUGUUUUGUCAAUAGAAAUAAAAAACACAAUUCCAGAUGUUAUCUGGACAAAAUGUAUCAUCUGGAUACUAAAUGCAACAGACGCAAGACAGAAAGAUGCAAAAAACACGAUCAUAAGUGCAAACUGAGGCAACAUAGGUGCAACCAUGGAUCCCAAGCGGAAUCAAGCAGGUCAUUGAAAUGUAGAUAUAGGCACAGGUGGUCUAUGGAGAAUGAUGGAGUGGAUAUUUGUAAAAGUUUGAGUAGUCAAUAUGCAGACUUGAAAGGGUCUCCUGGUUCCAUAGAUGAUCUAAUAGCUUCUAACCAGAUGCCAGACACUGAGGGUCCCACCACUGACAGAUCUUUGGCAUUACAAAUGAAGCCUCAAUGUGGAUUUCUAAAUGGAAAAGCAGAAUUUGAAAGCCACUUGCAAAACAAUAUGGCGUCUCUACACUACCAGUUGGGGGUGUCACCAAUAAAUCAUGGCUGUGAAAAUGUGAUAUAUUCAAGUACAGUUUCUAACUUAAACACACAUAAAGCAAGCUCAAGUCAUCAAAAAGUUGAUGCCCAACAUAGCUUGACUUUAAAAAGAAAUCACAGCCCUUUUAUAGAUGAACUUGAAACACGAGGUAAAAAACGCAAAUUGAGUGAACCUUUCUCUUUAUCCAUCCAACAAAUCACUUUCUCUGAGCAGAAUUACUUUGUGUUAUGGAAGGCAAUACAUAGAAAGCUGGUGGGCAAGGUCAAAGGAGAUAUCAAUGCCAGCAGAACCAUAUGCAGAUCUUCAGAGCAUAAGUUCCCAAUAUAUAUAAAUGGGAAAAUUCUGAAUUACCACAAGUGGCAAAAAAUGUCAUUUAAAUCAACAAAGUGCCUCAACAACAUGGAUAAAAGCAAAGAAAAGAAGGUGACCCAAAUAUGGAAUGGUUUCCUGGAGAUUGGUGACAAUAAAGAACAAUGCUUAUUGGCUGCUCACAUUCCUGAUCUUGUGACAAAUCAUGAAAUUACCUUAAAAGAAAAAGUAUCAGAAGCAAACGAAGAUAAUUCCCACUGCAGUAACACUGCACCAGAGCAGCAGUCACUGCCUCCAGACAGAAGAGCAGGAAAGGAUCCCGGUUCAAGUAGGAGCUGUAUGAAAUGUGCUGCACUUGAGCUCACAAGCCAGGCAUACCAUUCUAAGAAAAUACCCACUAACUCUCAGUCAUUUCCCACAGGGCAGUUCCGACCCCAUGACAGCUGGCUGCAUCCCAAACACUUCCCUCCAUUUACUAAAAAACAUCAUCCAUUUGCAGGAUACAGACAUGAAUUGCAGCCCCAAAUUUUUCCAGGUAAAUUCAAAACUGUAUUUCCUUCGACAGCAACUCAGUCUUGUUCAUCAUUAUAUCCUGUUUUGUAUGAGCAGCCAUUUUGCUCUACCGCAUCAACUAUGGUGCAACACACUUUCACGCACCAUCAUGUGACUGUCCUUUCUGCAGCUUGUUUUGCAGCAGCCUCCACUGACACUGGGGCCCAUAUGGAUUUUCAGCAGCAGUUUUUCUCUCCUCAAGCCUAUUCCCGGGCUCCGUUAUACCAAGUUACAGGAGAGCCAAGACUGUGUCCUGUGGACCACAUGUUCUCUUUACCACAAGCGCCAGUUGUGCCCACGUCAGUCCACCACUGUUUGCCUUUGCCCUUUCCCCCUAUCUCUCACACUGCUGUUUUGCCUCCUCUUCAUAUGCCACAACCCUCUCUUAUUCCACUGCAGUCUAUUUUUUAAUUGUCAUUUGUUUAAUUAUGAAAUGGAAAUGUGGAAACCUGUGAAACAUUUGGACUGCAAUUUUGUUGCAGCUACAGACAAAUGUUAAUCAACCAUGCCCCUUCAGCUGUUUUUAGAAUCAUGUACUGUAUGUCAUCUGCAUUUUGGAACAGUAUGGUAGGUGUCGGUGGUUAUGUAGUAACAUGUGCCAUGUUUACCCCCUAGGUAUAAUACCCACCAGCUGGGACUGGACUGCUGAUUGAAAUCAAACAUUUAAUUGGUUGCUAUGGGUUGCUAAACCUCAAGCAAAUUAACUCAUUAUUGUAUCAAGUGAUACUGAAAUAUUCCUACCAGUAGAGGAAUGUGUCAGUAUCAGUGAUUAUUAACUGUACCCAGUUUACCCACCCCCAUCCUCUGGGGUUCACAGAAAGGGUUAGGGUUUUUUUAACCAAUAGAAUACUGUCCUUUGCAUAUAGGAGUUGGCUUCAUUUUGGGAAGGCAACGCAUUUUUCCUUAAAUUGUCAUAAUUCUGUACCCAAGGGGUAAGGCUGGGCAAUCCUUUAAAACAAGGGUCCCCAAACUUUUUUUUACCUGUGAGCCACAUUCAAUUGUAAAAAGAGUUGGGGAGCAACACAAGCAUGA